AUGACGCGACCGAUUGAGGCAGUCUUUCAAACGGCUGACGGACAGAUGGGCACCCCGCCGAGGUUGAUUGAGCAGAGCCAGCCGCCGGACUGUCUGGUCCUCCUACAGAUCGCUACAGCUGGCAGUCAGGGCGCGGAUCUCGGCUCCGACGAGAUGCCGCCAGUGCUCAUUACGGCCAAAUUGUUGGAUGUUCAGGAGAAAAGCCUUUCCGGGCCGGAGUUUCAGGUGCUUGUAAGGCUUCGACGCAAUCGAAUUUCCCGCGAGGUAUCCGAAGACUACCCUGACCUCACCGAUGAUCCGUCAGAGGACGGCUACUGGCCGCCAGUUGGAGAAACAUCAGUCAAGAAUUCUUCCUCGGGUGCCGCCGCCAACGCCACUUCUAUGGACAUCUCAACGGAAUGCGAGUCGCCCUUUCGGCAACUUUCGGAGGACUGCCAGGCGUUCACUGGUCUCUCAGCCAGCCGUAUGCGACCCCAGGCGAGGCAGACCCAACUAGCGCCUGAACUAAGAAGAGAACUGAAGGGUACGGAUCCGUCUAACUUUUGUCACGGACUGCGCAUGUUGCGUCGAGUCUUGUUUGGUUUCUCGUACGCCAUUUCUGUGCGCUGCACCCGAGCCACAGUUAAGACCUGUUUUCUGUAG
Molecule: messenger RNA, 642 nt
Organism: Dibothriocephalus latus
Lineage: Eukaryota; Metazoa; Platyhelminthes; Cestoda; Diphyllobothriidea; Diphyllobothriidae
Source: the annotation of a GenBank genome assembly